Messenger RNA from Phytophthora sojae, 7302 nucleotides. RefSeq lists its product as hypothetical. The annotation marks the transcript as partial. NCBI's taxonomy places the organism in Eukaryota, Oomycota, Peronosporomycetes, Peronosporales, Peronosporaceae. The transcript is spliced from 7 exons. The record is from RefSeq and is a predicted model, not a curated record.
AUGCUGAAUAAACUCAAGGACGCUCUACGCCGAGUCUGCGCGUUCCCCAACCCAGUGUAUCAGCUGAUCUCACUGCGUCGCCAGUUGAUGAGGAGCAUGCACGAGGCGGUGGCUGCUCAGCAUCGACAGAGGAAGGCGGCGGAGAAGGUGGUGAGGGAGGCGGCUAUGGGCAUUCAGGUGCUCGUAUGCUUACUCAGCGACCUCCACGACCCUGCCGUCGCCACUCAGGCCCAGCGUCGAGAGUUUCUAGAGGAUCUGCUGCCGGUGCUCAGCACUAUGGGCUUCUUGGCGCUGUCUCCGAGGCGGGGAAUGACGGACAUCGCCGACCUGACGGAGAAGAUGCAGCGCUUCCUGCUGGACAUGUGCCCUCGGUUCACGAACAUCCCGUCGUCGUCCCCAAAGCUGCCAGCGAUCUCGUCGGGUAAUGGGGAGUUGGACGUGAUAGACCGCACUAACGCAGUGAACGGCUUGAUUCAUCUCGCCGCUGCGACAGGAUCAGUACGGGACUUCCUCGUGGUGUUGCGAGUGCUGCUUGGUGCGGGGGACUACACGGUCGACACGGGGGCGAAGGAGCUCCGAAGCUCGCUAUCGUCGCGUUCGCUGCUCACUUCCUCAGUCCCUUCGCUAUCUACAGUGCGGGCAGAAGAGCUGCUCCCCUCCCCAAGGAAUUCGGGCCGUGACGACGAUGAAGUGGCUCAAGUGAAGCUGAAGGCGAAGGAGAUGGGAGUAACCCGCCCGGACUCCAGCAAACCCCAGAAGGGGAGUCCUCGCAGCAAACGAGAGAGCGAAAUGCUCGGAGAUAGCUCGGUUCAAGACAGUUUACGGAAGAAGACGCUGCCCAAGGGACUGAAGGCGAUCGGGAUUAACGCCACGGCGGGAUCAGCGGCAGUGAACCUGGCCAUGACGCACUCAAGCUCCACGCACCACCGACUGCUGUACAGCAGUCCAGGCAACAACCUCAUCAGCAAACAGAGGACAAAGGACGACCUGAAAGGCGCGAUCCUCAUGGGCAACACCAGCCUCUCUCUCGACAUGACCAAGAUGAGGGAGACGCUGACCCGGGACUCCUCCACGUCAGCCAUGAGCACUCGCAGUGAAACACCCGUCGUCACCGCGAGGUGUCCGAAGUUCAAAGCGCUCAACAUCCAGUCAGUACUGAUCGAACUGGACCGAGCGAAACCUUCAGCUCCAACGCGAGCGUCAAGAGGGAAGCCAACCGCUUCGUUGUUUCAGUCUUCACGCGCGAGUGGGGAUUCUACCAGUAGUGCAUUCGUCGGAGACGAGGAGGAGGGGGACCGUGAAGUGUGGAGCUGUGGACAGAAUUCUUACGGAGAGCUUGGCCAUGGAGACACGGCGUCUCGCAAGUCUUUCGAGAGGAUCGAGUCGCUCCAGCAGAAGGAAAUCAUUCAGAUUGGCGCUGGGAACGAGCACACCAUUGCGCUGACAGUCGAUGGGAAGGUCCUCACGUGCGGGUAUAACGACAACGGCCAGUGUGGCCAAGGGGGGACGGCGCGCGUGAGCCACCUGUGCGAGAUGCCGAAGAUGGGGGACAACGCCAUCUCGCAGGUUCACGCGUACAACGGAUGCGAGCAUACGAUUCUCGUGACGAUGGACGGUAGAGCAGCCACCUGCGGCUACAACUACCGAGGGCAGCUCGGCCAUGGGAAUACUGCGAGCGAGAGCGUGCCGAAGAUCGUGCGGAGCCUGGAGAACAGGAUCGUCCGACUCGUGUCGUGCAGCUAUUACCACACUGUGAUGGCCUGCGAGGAGGACGGCAGUGGCCAGCAGUACUUGUACACUUUCGGUCGCAAUGACUACGGCCAGUUGGGUCACAACGAUUCCAUCGACCGUAAAGUUCCUCAACAUGUCGAGGCAAUGGGGGACCAACACGUCGUCUCGGUAGCGUGUGGCCAGUACCAUACAAUGGUGGUUACUGCUACGGGGAAGGCGUUCGCCUUCGGCAAGAACGACUACGGCCAGCUAGGGAUCGACUCGAUGGAGAACCAACUGGUCCCUGUUCAGGUCCGCGCUGGCUUGGAGAAGCACGAGUGUCUAGAGAUCCGCUGUGGCUAUUAUCACACCAUUGUUUUAUGCAGUGGAGCGCACUUGUUCGCCUUUGGACGGAAUGACUAUGGCCAACUGGGUCUCGGUCGCGCCAACGCGAGCUCGACGGCCAAUCUCCAGCUCCAGCAACAGCGGUUCUCGUACGCGCGGUUGAUUGAGGAGCUGGAGGGCAAAGACAUCGUCCGCUUCGCCUGUGGCUGCUAUCAUACGGUCGCAGUGUCGGACAACGGAGUUAUGUACGUCUUCGGUCGGAACAACCACGGACAACUGGGCACGGGCGACACGAAUGAGCGAGUGUAUCCAUUCCCGAUCGACGAUUUCGUUGGGAAACGCGUAGCGUUGGUAGCCGCGGGUUUUUACCACACGGUCGUGCUAACGGGUGGGAAGGAGGACGAGAAGAACGACCAAGACGCAGCGGGGAACGACAAGGGAGAGGGUUCCCAGUCCACUGCUAGUGGCAUCACACAUACAGAGAUUCUCUCGUCUCCUUCUGUUCAGGAGCUACUAGAUCCGAGCAAGCCAACGCAGUCAAACCCGACCGGCCAACUGCAGAUGUACAUGCUUCUGGCCUGUAUUCGGAUCCUACAAGCGAAUCUAUCGCAACUUUUGCGCUCUGGGAUGGCCAAGGCGGUGAUCCUGCUGUCCUCAGGAAGUUCUACCCGCAAAACCUGCAUAACUGACAGCAAACCGUGGACCAAAGAGCUAGAUCGGACCCGGGUGGCGAUUGUACAGGUGCGAGACGUUCUCCUGUCGCUGGUCGACAUCAAACACCGGCGCAACGUUUGCCACGUCCUCGACAACGCGUCCAGUGAGGGCGAGAACGCAGCGAGAAUUGCAGUGGAAGCUACUGCAACGCUCAUGCAGGGCUUCGAGUUGUUCUUCCCGUGCCAAUGUCUCCAGCGUCAAUUCUGUAUACAUACAAUGCACGAGCUCUCGACCCACGAGACGCCAGAACAUUCGUGUGGAGCGCUAUGCAGACGCGAUCUCUGGUCGGUUGACUCUUUACCAAAGUCCAAAGCGCUUCUGCUCGAGCCGCUGCUGAGGAGAAUAGCCGAAGACUCGCUCAUCGUCCGCGACCAGAUCUCUCCUAUUACCGAAGUGUAUCAACUACUACUCGAACGCAUUGCGGCGGAUUUCUCGCGUCGUCUAGGAGAUGUAGUCGCCGUCCAGACAGCACCAGCAGCUCAGCCUCGACAGGUCGCUACGCUACGCGCAUUCUUUGAUACUCUCGGAGGGCUGCAGAAGCACCUCUCCAGCUGGGCAGCAAGCGUUCACGAGUGGAGGUUAAAGGACGAGACACUUCCCAGCAUUGGGAUCGAAGGUCAAAUCGCUAGCGUUGUGGAUCGCGCCUUCCGCGUGGAUGAGAGCGAUUUAGGGCGUGUUCCAAUCCCCUGGCGCUGCUUCAUUGACUUCGCGCUGGCGACUUUAUCUCAGUGCUGCGAGGUGCUGGGGCAGGUUUUCUCGCUGGAGUCGCUCCCCAGUCCAAGUUACGGAUACGACCACCGCGUUGAGUUCGGUUCUGGGCUACAGGAUAAUGCAGUACACGCUAGAGUUCUGGAGGUGGUGGAGCACUCGAUGGUCGGUCAAUUUUUGCCGCUAUUGGUCGUCAGUCUGUUCGAGUUUAGCAACAACUCGCUGUUCGCUGCGGCGUUGUUGCCGACAUUGAAGAGUUUACUCCGAUUAGUGGAUGAGUUUAACCAGCGUGACGUUGCUGUGGAGGAAGCGGAGAAGCUGUUCGUUGAGAGUAUCGCGUCUUCCGUGAGCCCUCGACCCCCGCAGAAGGAGAACACUGGGAGCUUCCGACGCAAAAGCGACAGCAAUUUGCUUUCUCUUGGAUCUACUCAAGACGAAGACGGGAAAUCGCUCAAUCGAAAGACGUUAACGACGUCAGACGCCAUGGCGCUGCCCUGGCACUACAGAUUGGAGAAGGAACUGGCUGUUCUCACUGCUGAAAUGGCCGUGACAUUGGUCAUUGGAGACCCCUACUUCAACUACAAGAGCGAUAAAGAAGCAACUAAAUUGUCGGAGCGGUGGCAGACUAGUCCCCUAUUUCGAGGCGGGUUGAAUGCUCAGUCCUUGGCGCAAGGCAUCAAGCACUCGAACGGACAGAGCUCGAAGAACGGUCGAGUUAUUCAGCACACUCCUUUUUCCGCUUCCGCCAAGCUCUGCAAUUGGAUUCGCGACAGCUACGCCAAGAAAGACGCGUCCUACCGGAUGAUUGUGCGUCAAUCUCAGCUCUCGAUGAACCUCAAGGCUUCUGUAACCUCCGUGGAGAGUCAAAUCCACGAGAACGACGUCCGGAUUGAGGCCGCAUUCUUCGCCGCUCUACUUCACCACAACAUGCUCGGAGCUCAAGCGUAUCACUUCGCUCUAGGUCUGAAUCGAACGGGGCCAGAAGCACGAGGCCUCCCACCGAAGUCGUUGCUGAGCUUGUGGCAGUGGGUGGCUCAGCUACGACGACGAGUUGCCGCUAAGAAGACGGAGAUCAAGAAUCUCCCCCAUCCUGACGCUGGCACCCCUCGAGUGAACGCAUUUGAUCGCAUCCUAACUGUACAGCAGACGAUUAUCGACCGCUGCAAGCUUUUGACACUCGUUGAUGUGCACGAAGAGCAGGAACACUUGAAUCUCCAGCUGGAUGCGGGCUAUAUUGCGCCUUAUGACCCUGCGUUCCUAGUCUCCGCCAGCUCAGCGUUUAAGCUUUCAGCUUCGUCGGCGAAGAGGCAUCUCCACACAACGUACACUGACGAAAAACUGCCGUUCUUGGUAGCAUACCCUACGUCGAGGUGGAGAACGGUCAGAAUUCUAGUGCACACUAUGAUACGGUGGAAGAACAUGCUUCAAUCUGGCCGACAGGAUGUCUCGCAGGAAAUUCUGGCGUUUGUUACAUCGGAUGAAGAAGUAUCGACUAGAGGCGCAGUCCGAGCCUUACUAGUCGAUCCGUGUCGACGCGUGAGCUGCUCUGUCCGUGGCCUGGAAAAUCUAUGGGAACUUCUGACCAUCGUCUCGUUCGAUUCGAUCCAAGCUGACGUCGUUCAUCAAGUUUCGCAAGUGUUUGUGUUUCAAUCCUCUGGGCAUUUUAUCCUAGCGGGGUCUCGCAACGUUGGUAACUUCUACUCGAGCCUCCAGAGCGAUGCGUUCUCUGAGUAUGUGGGAAAGCUGACGGAGAUGAUGACGGACAAGGCGGCCGUGUUGAUGGAACCUGGUGAAUCGGAGGCUUCUUCGAUGUUUUGGAUUCUUAUAGCGCUGCUAAGCGCCUGGGGCGUCCACUUCAACGCCGAGCAGUUCGAGUUCGUCAGUGAUAUCGGCAUACUCGGCCUCUCGCGCUUGGAAGACACGCUCUGGGUUCUGUUCCGCUAUAUUUUUGUGCACUUCGCGAUUCAGAUUGUCGAUAGUGGACGAGAAGUCUAUAUGCCUACGUUCCCAGUCUUAUCAGGAGUUGCUGAGUUGCUGUACACUGAAGCCGUCUCAGUUUCAAACCAGUUUUUGCCAUUAGAAGCGACUAUUACCGGUGCAAAUGUCGAGACUUUGGUUGAAUCUACACCGGCGGUUCCUGUUGCGGUGCGACGGAGCUACGAGGUCAUCACAAUUCCCCAUCGAUUUUCUUCCCAGAGUAGGGGAGUCACGUUCAGCUAUGAGGACAUGAUCUCUCCAUCCACAACGGGCACUGACUCUACGACCCCGAUGUCUCCGCUGGUAAAACCCAACGAAUACAGCGUCACUACGUGGCUGUGCAUCAACUCCACAGCAGCAUCACGACCUCAAGACGAGCUGUUUGGCUUGCCUCACGACCGCCAGCUAGUGUUCAUGCGAGGUGCUGCUCGAGAGAUCUCGCUUUACUUGGUGCUCGUACCCGAGAGCAUUGACAAUUGGCAGCUGGAAGUGGGGAUCUUGAUGGACUUGAACCGAGAAGCGGACUCUGCAGGCAGUGAAUUCACGGUUACAGGUCGGAUUUGGGAGCGGAUUUUAUCCAAACAAGCAGUAGCUGGGGGCAAGUGGAUUCACGUGGCGGUCGUCCUAGAAGCGACUAAAAUCCGUCUGUACAUGAACGGCGUACUAGACUGUCAGCGCUCUCUUGCGGCUCAAAGUAUUCCAAUCUGGGCGGCUGGAAAUGUAGAUUUACCGCUCCACUUCGGUAGAUUCCCCACCGCUGGAGAAGCUUCCCAUCCAAGCCCUGUGGCGUCCGUGACAUCAGCUAUCAGCUUUCUAUCGCGCUCGCUUGGGAUCAUGAAAGCUGCGGAAUGGGAUCCACGAAUGACGUCCAACAACGCAUCAGAGCUCGCUCUGCUAUCGAAGUCGGGCGCUUUCCGAUGCUUUGACGGGUGGUUGAGCCACUUCCGCUUCCACAAUCGGUCGCUGUCCCCCAUUCACGUUCGGAGCGUGUUCGACGAGAAGAAAUCGCCUUCAUCUGGGCCUCUUUCGGACGGAACUACCAGCAACCAGUUUAAACUCGUGGAACUACACGCACUGUUGAUCUUGCUAAGUGACUCCUCUGAGGGUUUGGUGCACUUCACGUCCCAGUUUUCCAAAUGGAUGCGGUUGGUCUGGGGGACGUUUCUGGGCAGCAGCUCUGCAGCGGUACAGCAGUCUGCUAUCCGGGUAUUAGGCGCUCUUUUACCCCUGCAACACCCUCUGGAGGCGUCUAUAGUGCUGGUGCAAGAUUGCUCGGAUGUGGUUUUGGAACAUUUCGGGUUUUACUGUUUAGAUGAUGUUCUUGUGCAGCAAGUGAUCCGGACAAUCGGAUUUUGCCUGAGUAAGUGUCCUCAUAUAAGUGUAAGUGGAGAUACUAGCGAUUGUGUCGUGGUUCCUUGGACGUUGAUGAUUGCCCGCGGUAUUCACGCCAGUCAGUUCUCCCCUGAAGUCCAAGACAAUUCCGAUCACCAAAACGAUCUUCAAAAUGACAUUGAGCUCCGCUUCCAGUCGUCCAAGCGCCAGUGCUUAAUGAUCGCAAACGAGCUCAACCAGCUUCUCCUUCGGCUCUUCAGGUGUCCGAAUGGCGCGUGGCAGCGAAGCAUCAUCAGCGCUGCGUCCACAAUUGUUCAAAAUUUCUCGUCUUUAUCCGUGGGAGAAGACCCUCGGACAGUACGAUUCGGGAAGUGUACAAUUCAACUAUCCGCUAUCAAACGCGUAGAGUCGGUAGGCUGCUUCUACUUCCUUGGAGGAGGGGUCGAGUUCUUACGACCUGGAGCUACUGUGGAAAUGCGGGGCUCAAGGGAGUUUGCUCAGGUUUUAUCUCUGGAA